AUGGCUAGCUCCACUCAUCAAGCUCAACCGGUUACGUUGAGCCUACAGGAGCUUACUGAAGGUUCUGUCUCAUUUGAGGCACUGGCGGAGGCCUUUGGUCCUUCGUCACUGGGAAUUAUCGUUGUUAAAGAUCUCCCUGAGAGGUUCAAGGAUCUUAGAGCCCAAGUUCUAUCUAAUUCAUCGUAUUUGGCAUCAUUGCCUGAGGAUGAACUAGAAUCACUCACUUGCGCCGAGGCAAAGUACUUGGUAGGAUGGUCAUGCGGGAAAGAAACCCUUCGAUCAGGGCAUUUCGAUACUUUGAAAGGAUCUUACUAUGUCAACUGUGCAUUUUAUCAGGACCCCGAUUUACAAAAUACGCCGGCUGAGGAUUACCCUGAUUUCCCACAAUAUACGGCGCCAAAUAUAUGGCCACCCACCGACAGACUGCCCACAUUUCGCCAAAGCCUGGUGGAACUGUGUACACUCAUAAUCGAUACCGCAGUUCUUGUUGCCCGAGCUUGCGAUCGCUAUGCCCAAGCUAAUAUCGACGGCUAUAAACCAGGCUACCUUGAACAUGUUGUCAAAACCAGUACGACCACCAAGGCGCGGUUACUACACUAUUUCCCGAGUCCUGCAGAAAACAUAGCGAUUGACCAUGCUUCUUCUCAGGAAGAAGAAAAUCAAGAUGACUGGUGCGCGACACAUCUUGAUCACGGGUGCCUCACGGGUCUUACAUCCGCCAUGUUCGUUGACGAAGCAGCAAAUCCUCCGGGUGCAGAUCCUUCCAGAACAUUCCCCCUUCCGGAACUCGGCACAUCUCCAGACUCAAACGCAGGACUGUAUAUCCGUUCAAGAACAGGUGAAGUUGUCAAAGUGAACAUACCGAAAGAUUGUCUCGCCUUCCAAACCGGAGAAGCACUGGAACUUAUAACCAAGGGCAAGUUCAAGGCGGUGCCGCAUUUUGUUAGAGGUGCGAAAACAACGGGUCAAGCACGAAUUGCGCGGAAUACGUUGGCUGUUUUUACGCAGCCAAAUCUUAGUGAAGAGGUGGAAACGGGAAAGACAUUUGCUGAUUUCGCGAGAGAAGUUGUCGAGAGGAAUCAUGAAGAUCGUAUUGUUGAGCUAUGAGUCACUCGAUUGUCUCGCACAACCUUAUUUGGCCCAAAAGGCUUUUUUCCCCCCUUUCUGGCUUGCUCGUUUUGUUUUGCAGGCUGUAUUUGAUAUGUGCCUGGAGCGUCGCGACUUGUGUGGGGUUGAAUGCACAGGGCGCGGGGACGAUCAGCUUCGGCGCUGGCGGAAUCACUUCCUCGGGCUUGGUGAAGCAAUUGCCGAGGCGGUGGUGUGUAAUGGCUCCAAAGCUGCCUUCAUUGGCCCGCACACAGGGACAAACCAUGGGCCCACGAUGCCGACCAGCAUCUCGUCGAUUUCUGCGCACAGAUCCCCCCAAGCAGCGCCAGAGUGGGAAUGUCCUGGGAUGAUCGACGGGCUGCACUUUAGCACAGGUGGGUUUCUUGCAAGUCCAGUUGAGGAGGGAGGGGGAAGAAGGGGAGUAACGGAGUACAUAGUGGUUAGGAGCAAGAAAACAAACUCCCAGAGCUCUAGCUCAGUUUCGGUUACAAACGCCUUGAUCCGUUGUCACAUAUAUUGCUAGCCAAAAUGCCAUGGGGUUGUGGGUUU
This is a messenger RNA of Coccidioides immitis RS, 1656 nucleotides long. RefSeq lists its product as uncharacterized. The transcript has 4 exons. Bases 1 to 1107 code for a protein of 368 amino acids. Lineage: Eukaryota; Fungi; Ascomycota; Eurotiomycetes; Onygenales; Onygenaceae. The record is from RefSeq and is a predicted model, not a curated record.